AUGGCAUCAAGAAGACAUAAAUUUUUCAAUGAAACAGAUUUAAAAAUAUAUAUCAUAGGCGAUGAAGAUUCUGUAGUAGGUUUUUUAUUGGCAGGAAUUGGUUUUCGUGAUGGAUUAGGAAAAAAAAAUUUUUUCAUUGUAAAUUCAAAAACAAAUAAAACAGAAAUUGAAGAUGUUUUCAAAGAAUAUACAUCAAAACAUGAUUGUGGUGUAAUCUUAAUGAAUCAACAAAUAGCUGAUGAAAUUAGAUAUUUGGUUGAUUUACAUGAUAAAAUUUUACCAACAAUUUUAGAAAUACCAUCAAAAGAUAAACCAUUUGAUCCUAAUAAAGAUUCAAUUAUACAAAGAGUAAAACUUUUUUUUGGAGGAGAUAUUUCACAUUUAUAA
This is a messenger RNA of Plasmodium gallinaceum, 387 nucleotides long. RefSeq names its product vacuolar ATP synthase subunit f, putative. Bases 1 to 387 code for a protein of 128 amino acids. NCBI's taxonomy places the organism in Eukaryota, Apicomplexa, Aconoidasida, Haemosporida, Plasmodiidae. The record is from RefSeq and is a predicted model, not a curated record. The transcript is spliced from 4 exons. Gene Ontology annotation, cellular component: proton-transporting V-type ATPase, V1 domain; membrane. Gene Ontology annotation, biological process: proton transmembrane transport. Gene Ontology annotation, molecular function: proton-transporting ATPase activity, rotational mechanism.